This is a messenger RNA of Cuculus canorus (common cuckoo), 517 nucleotides long. It is a transcript of the gene HYPK, whose product is annotated as huntingtin interacting protein K. Bases 61 to 450 code for a protein of 129 amino acids. Gene Ontology annotation, biological process: protein stabilization; negative regulation of apoptotic process. Lineage: Eukaryota; Metazoa; Chordata; Aves; Cuculiformes; Cuculidae. The record is from RefSeq and is a predicted model, not a curated record. The transcript is spliced from 4 exons.
CGGGCUCUUCCGGCGGGCGCACGAGGCCGGAAGCGCGGCGCGCGCUCCCGGGGCGGCGGGAUGGCAGCCGAGGGGGACGUGGAGCUGGAGCUGGAGACGGAGCCGAACGGCGGCGGCAGUGGCGGGGAUGGGGCGGGCGGCCGCGCGGCUGAGAAGCCGCGGAAACACGACAGCGGUGCCGCCGACCUGGAGCGCGUCACCGACUACGCCGAGGAGAAGGAGAUCCAGAGCUCCAACCUCGAGACGGCCAUGUCGGUGAUCGGAGACCGGAGGUCGAGGGAGCAGAAGGCAAAGCAGGAGAGGGAGAAGGAGCUGGCAAAAGUGACCAUCAAGAAGGAGGACCUGGAGCUGAUUAUGAACGAGAUGGAGAUCUCACGGGCGGUGGCAGAGCGCAGCCUGCGGGAGCACAUGGGGAACGUGGUGGAGGCACUCAUCACUCUCACCAACUGAGAGCCAGGACUGCUGGAUGUGGGGCUGUCCCUCGCUGCUGUCACUUCCCAAUAAAAGCACUGGCAGA